AAAGAAAAUAAAAAAAAGGAAAAAACUCCAUUUUGGCCGGUACGAUUUGUGCAUUUCAAAAACUCGUCCGCAGGUCUUCGUCGCCGGCUUUCCUUCUGCUGCAUUCCCCAGCCUCCGAACUCUGUAAAGCCCGCUGGCGUCAGUUUGUAGUUCCCCGGCUACAAUUUUCUGCUUUAUGCGGUGCCAUCACCAUGUCAGUAGAGCUCAAACUUUCCAGAGCAAAUCGCAUCUACCGUCCUUCUGAACCCCUCGAGGGCAAAAUCGUUACAAAGCUUACUUCAUCAGUUUACCACUAUGCGAUUCGCCUCACGGUGAACGGAUCCGUCAGCUUGCAGGUUCACAGAGGAUCGGCAGGUGUAAUCGAGUCCCUCUAUGCUGCCGUCAAGCCUAUUAGCAUCGUGAAUAAAAGUGUUGAGGUUAGACCGUCGGGAAAGAUUGGUUCAGGUACAACAGAGAUACCAUUUUCCAUUGCUCUGAGGCAGACUGGAGAAGACAAUUUGGAAAGAUUUUACGAGACCUUUCACGGUGCAAAUAUAAGUAUCCAGUAUCUUGUCACUGUUGAUAUAAUGAGAGGAUACCUGCAUAAAUCGUUAUCUGCUACAAUGGAGUUUAUAAUUGCAAGCGACAAAGCUGAUCUUAUCGAGUCACCAGUCUCUUCUGAGAUGGUUUUAUUUUAUAUCACUCAGGACACACAAAGGCAUCCGUUACUUCCUGAGUUAGUAUCAGGUGGUUUUCGGGUGACAGGAAAAAUGUCUACUCAUUGCUCUCUGUCAGAUCCUGUCAGUGGUGAGCUAAUGGUAGAAGCAUCUGCUGUUCCCAUUCGAUCUAUUGAUAUUCACUUGCUUCGUGUGGAGUCUAUUCUUGUAGGGGAGAAGAUUGUAACUGAAACCUCGUUGAUUCAGACUACACAGAUUGCAGAUGGAGAUGUUUGUUGUAACAUGACUUUGCCUAUCUAUGUCAUACUUCCCCGCCUUUUGACUUGUCCAACGGUCUUUGCUGGUCCAUUUUCAAUUGAGUUUAAAGUUCGCAUAGCAAUUAGCUUCGAGUCGAAGCUUUCCAAGCUGCAUCCAAAAUCUGAUCCUCUAACUCCUAGACUCUGGUUGGCAAUGGAAACCUUACCACUUGAGCUGGUCCGAACAAGAUAGAUUAAAGGGAAUGAAACUUCUGAUAUCCGUGUGAGAUAAGUUUUUUUUUUUAUAAAAUUAUUCUCAUGUAUUUUUUCUCCCUUGGUUUUGGGAUAACCAAAGCUCACUGUUGUGCUUUUUUCUACACACACUAGAAAGCCCUGUGCUAUGCACAGCAAAAAAAUGUAAAUUAUAUCAUCAUUUUAUUAUUACUAUUAUUAUUAUACAGAUACAUUUUUUU
Malania oleifera is the source of this 1365-nucleotide messenger RNA. RefSeq lists its product as uncharacterized. Gene Ontology annotation, biological process: intracellular protein transport. The coding region runs from base 192 to 1145 and encodes 317 amino acids. The record is from RefSeq and is a predicted model, not a curated record. The transcript has 11 exons. Gene Ontology annotation, cellular component: endosome. Lineage: Eukaryota; Viridiplantae; Streptophyta; Magnoliopsida; Santalales; Ximeniaceae.